Messenger RNA from Fusarium proliferatum ET1, 609 nucleotides. RefSeq names its product putative VPS29-involved in vacuolar protein sorting. The coding region runs from base 1 to 609 and encodes 202 amino acids. The transcript has 3 exons. The record is from RefSeq and is a predicted model, not a curated record. Gene Ontology annotation, cellular component: retromer complex; endosome. Gene Ontology annotation, biological process: retrograde transport, endosome to Golgi; intracellular protein transport. NCBI's taxonomy places the organism in Eukaryota, Fungi, Ascomycota, Sordariomycetes, Hypocreales, Nectriaceae.
AUGGCUUUCCUCAUUCUUGUCAUAGGAGACCUCCACAUCCCGGAUCGGGCGCUCGACAUUCCCGCCAAGUUCAAGAAGCUCCUCUCUCCCGGAAAGAUCAGCCAGACGCUUUGCCUCGGAAACUUGACCGAUAAGCACACGUACGAGUACUUGCGAUCCGUCUCCCCCGAUCUGAAGAUCGUGAAAGGCCGCUAUGACGUCGAGGCCACUUCCCUGCCAUUGACGCAGGUUGUCACCCACGGAAGCCUCCGAAUUGGAUUUCUAGAGGGCUUCACACUUGUCUCUAAUGAGCCUGACCUUCUUCUGGCCGAGGCGAACAAAUUAGAUGUGGAUGUUCUGUGCUGGGGUGGCACUCACCGCUUUGAUGCCUUCGAGUAUAUGGACAAGUUCUUUGUAAAUCCUGGAAGUGCGACUGGCGCAUUCAUAGAGGGGUCAGGGCUGGAGAGCGAAGAGCCAACACCAAGCUUCUGUCUCAUGGAUGUCCAAGGCAUUUCACUCACCCUAUACGUCUACCAAUUACGAAAGGACGACAAGGGCAAUGAGAACGUGGCGGUUGAGAAGGUUACAUACACAAAACCAGUUGAACCUUCAGCGGGAGGAUCAUCAUGA